Molecule: messenger RNA, 2175 nt
Organism: Canariomyces notabilis
Lineage: Eukaryota; Fungi; Ascomycota; Sordariomycetes; Sordariales; Chaetomiaceae
Exons: 2
Coding region: 421-2088 (555 amino acids)
Source: RefSeq, a predicted model, not a curated record
CUCCACUGCGGCCCAAGGUGAUCUCCUUCCUUCGUCACACGGCCACGGUUUUGACAAGUCCGACUCGUUCUCUCCCUCGACAUCGUUGUUUCGCCGACUUUUAUCGUUACAACAGCUCAUUCAGCACCACAUUCUUUUCAUCAUCAGUCCCAACAUUGUGCAUACUCGACUCGGGCGCACCCAUCAACAUUGAUUGUUUUUAUUUUUGCACCAACCGUUAGUCGGCUUCGGUUUUCCGGACACGCAUUUCGCAUCAUCGUUUGGAAUCCUCCCAGGGAGAAACAUAGAGUCCGUCGCCAUAGUUGAACGUUCGAGCACGUCUUCUUGGCCGCGGCAAUUUGCAUCAGUACUUGAUACCUAAUAUUCACACGUCGACCGCCGGCCUUCCUCCGAGAAGUAUCUGCACUUUCCAUCAAGCUGAUGGCGCACGCCGCGUUUAACCCCGCCCACGGCAUGGCCAUGCCCUCUGGUUUGGCAUCCCGGAGGGGUGGUCAAAAUAUCAAGCCGCUUUCGUUUGACGCCAUCAAGUCGUCCACCGACCGGGACAAUGGCCUGCCCACACCCCGAACCAGCCGGUCUCACUUGCUCGCUGGGCUCCGCACGGCCCCAAAGUCGGCGACGGCCACAAGCUUCCCGAAUCUUCCUGCGUCCCCAACAGUCGCCGCGCCCCAGGCCAGAAACAGGAACUCAAUGGCUCCCGGCAUGUACGACAGCGCCAGCCUGUAUAACGGACCCAGGACGUCGAUGCCCAGGCUCCCCAACCAGCAGCAGCAGUCGCACCAGGGAUACAACUCGAUGGCGAGCUAUGGUCAGCAGUACACGGCUGAGCAAGUUCUGGCACCUCAACUCCAUCUGGACGAGGCAAUCAAGGAUACGAUUGACCCCAACCUGCACGCCCAGAUCAUGUACACCAAUGCCUACUUGUCGGAACAGCAACAGCGCCUGCAGCAGCAGCUUCGAGCCUUGCAGGCCGCUGCUCAGCAGUUCCAGGGACUGAGCCUCAAUGGGCAGGCCCAGGUGAUGCAGCAGACCUAUCCUAGCAUGUAUCAUCAGCAGGUUCAAAAUGUCCAAGGCAUGAUGGCCCCGAUGACACCCCAGCCGAACGUCUAUUCUGUGUACGAUCCCGUUACCGGCCAGCAAACCUUGUACAUGGACCAGAACCAGGCCCAGGCCCAGCUGAAUGCUCACCUUCUCAGCCAGGCCCAGCUGGCCAACGCGUACGCGACUGCGCAGCAGGCUAACAUCGGUACCCCUCGAGUCCAAGUUUCUCCGCCGCCUACCGACAUCAAUAGAUCAGGCGUCCGGAUCCCUAGCCCUCCCCGUCGGUACGAUUCUCCGAGCGAGAGCAUGGUGAGCCCGCUGCCACCGCCGAGCGCCAAUGCCUUCCGACGGGGGCAUAAGAAGUCCGGGUCUAUUGCCAAUAACAAGGAGCAUUUGUCCAUCGCGAUUGACGAACCCCUCCAGUCCGCGGGCGCAAAGGCCGUCUCCGUCCCGCCGACACCAGUGACCGCUGGCUAUGGACCUGGUCAAGGACGCGCUGGCGAGCAUCCUAUCCGUCAACCGCGCAACCCUCCCUCGCUGGAUGAACUCAAGUCCAAGCCCACUUCUAAGCACGAGGGUAGCAAGAACUUUGUCGCUCGCACCCGCCGUUCUGCCGUUAACAACCUUGUCCGCGCUGGCUUGGAGCGGCGCAAGGAGGCUCGUAGCUCUGGAAGCGUUAGCCCUAUUUCUGAGAGCACUGAGGAGCUGGUUGAGACGCCCAUGACCGAUAACGACAGUGAUUCCGGCCGUAGUGGCUCUGGUGUCUUGAUCGACCGCGACGAUGCUGAGUGCAGCCUGCCUAGCUCGAGGACUAGCACCGGCAGCUGGGGUGCGAUAGGCUCUGACCGCCCCAAUUCGCGCCAGAAGCUCGAAGCAGACAGCGUUGACGGCGUUUCCCUGGAGGGCGAGGGUGCUCGCGAGCCUGGAAGCUUUGCCAGCCUCCUCAAGACCAGCAACCGCAAUAUCAACGGCGAGGCUGUUCAGGGACAGCGCAAGGCUCCUAGACUCGUUCUUACCAGCGCUGAGAAACGCAAGCUGGCUGCCUAAAUCUUGGGAGUUCAGGGUAGCUGGACAACAGGGAGUUUAGGGACGGAAUUCACACGCUAAUAACGAUCAUGUUCAUGUUGUUUUUUU